Messenger RNA from Colletotrichum truncatum, 870 nucleotides. NCBI's taxonomy places the organism in Eukaryota, Fungi, Ascomycota, Sordariomycetes, Glomerellales, Glomerellaceae. The record is from RefSeq and is a predicted model, not a curated record.
AUGGAUAGCUGUGGCGUAAAAUCCGUUCUAAACUUCCGUGACGUCGGUUCUACGGUUAAUAGCUUUCUUGGGCGCAGACUCAUCCGGGAGGGCUUGCUUUUUCGUUCCGCGAGACCAGAUGACGCCUCGUUAGAGGACAGAAAACGCCUCCGGGAUGACUUGGGUAUUAAGGCGGUAGUAGACUUGCGCACCAAGACUGAACACGUCAGGCAGGCAAAAAAGCGCAAGGCUGAUGCCCAGAUUCCCGCACUCAUACAGUCCAACGCAGCAUUGGCAGAGCCGGUCCAGAUAUCGGGCCUAAGAUAUCACGAGAUCAAAGUUACAGGUGGCAACUUCGAAUGGUUCUUGGUCUCACAGGUAUCCUGGUGGGGAUUUUUCCGUCUCAUCUUCUUGUUCAUCUUCGGCUAUCGCAAUGAGGGUAUCUCCAUCCUCUCCCGUGAAGUCAUGCUGCCCCGCGGCCUGGUAGGUCUCGGCCUUGACACACUAGACCAAUCUGGGCCAGAAGUUGCCAAGGCCCUCAGAGUCCUUCUCGACCCGGUAGGCUCGCCCACUCUGGUACAUUGUACACAGGGCAAAGAUAGAACGGGACUCAUCGUUGCUCUUGUUCUGCUAAUCCUCGACGUGCCACUCAAAGCCAUAGAGUAUGAUUACUCGUUGACCCAGGGUGCGCUCGAGUCUGAGAGGGAAGAGAGACUGAAAGAGAUGAGAGAAAUUGGUCUGACAGACGACUGGUUUGACACGGCGCCGGACAUGAUUGCCAAAAUCGCUCAACAUCUUGACAGUGUCUUUGGCGGAGUUCAAGGAUAUCUGGACAUGAUUGGUUUUAACCAAGAUGACCGCAGAAGGUUGAAGGAGCUUCUGCUGUACUAA